Eupeodes corollae is the source of this 3191-nucleotide messenger RNA. RefSeq names its product telomerase-binding protein EST1A (gene Smg6). The record is from RefSeq and is a predicted model, not a curated record. Gene Ontology annotation, biological process: nuclear-transcribed mRNA catabolic process, nonsense-mediated decay. The transcript has 17 exons. Gene Ontology annotation, molecular function: protein binding; telomeric repeat DNA binding; telomerase RNA binding. Gene Ontology annotation, cellular component: telomerase holoenzyme complex. Bases 147 to 3035 code for a protein of 962 amino acids. Lineage: Eukaryota; Metazoa; Arthropoda; Insecta; Diptera; Syrphidae.
CAAAAACUUUCGCAUUCGUAUUCGUCGAAACGAAAGCAAAGAGUCAGCGUAAAAUUUGUUAAAAAAAAUAAAUAAUAAAUAAAUAAAAAUAAAAUUGUAUAAAUUUACACCAAAAUAAAUGCAGAGUCGCGUGAAAAACAUUAAAUAUGAAUCGAAAGGGAGCGAAAGAACAAAAUGAUAUUUCGAGAAUAAUUGGAAAUUUACCAAAAAGGUUGCAGAGAAAAAUUGCCCAAGAAACUGGUGCAGGUGCUGCUGACUACAAUAUUGGUGAAAUACCAAGAGCCAAAAAUGUGCAACCAGAUAAUGUUGCAGUCAAAGAGGAAAUUGUAUCGUGCCAGAAUGCUGGAGGAGAUCAGCGUUCCGAUGUGGCUAGUAUAGACAUGUUCCUUAAAAUGACAACGCAAAGCUGCGUUACUGCAAGACCAAUUGACGACGCUCCUAUUCCUGGAAUAUUGCGUAUCCAAAAGAAGGAUAAAUCUCAACAAAAACUACUAGAACGACAACAACAACAACACCAACAUCACCCAUUGACAUUGACAACAACAAAAAGAGAGACUCCAGCGAAUUGCAAUAACAACAGCAAACAACACCCAAGCUGGUUCGAGUUUGUCUUUAUCAAGGAUCUUUCUUACGCAAAACCUCUUCCACUUUUACAUGAUUUUGUAACUGAUUUGCUAAAGCGAAAAGUUGUAAUUGAGAAUUGGGAUGCUCUUAACGGUUUUCGCAAGCAACUCAAAGACAUAUUUCUACAGUUGCUUUUAAAUCAAAUGAAAUUCUGUUGCGAACAGAAUGUCGAGUCGUAUUUUUGGAAGCUUCUCUACUACAACAUUAUUGAAUAUUUGAAAACACAUUCCGAUGAAAAUCAAACAACAGAAAAUGAAUUGAAAUCAAUUGAUAUUAUCAACGACGGACUUCAAUAUUAUUCUAUGCUUUUAGAACACCUUAGUCGCAAAUAUUUACGCACCACCAACAAUGGCAGCAGCACUAGCACCAACACCAACACCAGCAAUGAUGGAUCAACACACAAAUAUCAAUUUAUCGCUAAAGUUUCGUCACAAAAGGUUCUCAUAUGCUUGGGUGAUUUAUACAGAUACAAAUCAAAGAUUCUUAAUUCGAAUGACUAUACUGACGCUUGUCAGUUCUAUCAACGGGCACAAAGUCUUAUUCCAUCGAAUGGUAUACCUUAUAAUCAAUUGGCAAUAUUGGCUAUUUAUUCAAGAAAAAAACUCGAUGCAAUCUAUUAUCACAUGAGGAGUUUAAUGUCUUCCAAUGCAAUUCAAUCGGCUAGAGAAAGCCUAAAGGUGCUUUUUGAUGAGAUACGCAAGAAGUAUGAAGAAAAUAACAAGUCACCACUUUUUGGAACUCCCGAACGUAAAUUUGACAAGGAACCAAAGUCUUUGCGUAAGGAGGUUUGGGUAUAUCCAGAUGGAGUACGAAGACUGCACAAGACUGAUUUAAUUAAUAAAAGCAUUGAAAGUGAAGAGAAACGUUUGACUGAUUUGCCAGGAGAAGAAGUUUUGAAGAGAUUUACAUCAACUUAUUUGUAUAUUAUUGGAAAACUUUUUUCCGGAAUUGGUUUCGAAAACUUUCAAGAAAACGUUAAGAAAAUUAUGGUGCAAUUGAAAGUGAUCUUAAAUUGUCCUUCAUCUCUUAUUAUCACCCGUCACCGAUUAUUGAAAAUUGCUGCAUUAAAUAUUUUUGUCAUAACACAUAAUAAAUCAAAUGAUUCCAGAAAAGAAAUAUUCAAUCACGCGUUUAAUGUUUCCAAUCAAGUUUUUGGCAUAAUUGUAAAAUUUGCCAAUAAAAGACUUCUUGAAUCAAAAGACAGGAUCGUCAAUUCUAACAGUGCCGAUGGUUUAGACGUUAAAGACCUUAACACUCUAUUGCAAUACAUAAAGGUUUGGUGUGACUGGCUCUCUGUAAACACAGAUUUGUGGAAACCAUUUCACAAUACCAGGCAACAAGAACUAAAUCCCUGGCUUGAGUUAGAACAGCAUAUCCAUAUUUUACAGCAAAUCCACAGACCAGAAUCCAAUGAUACUAAAUCAAUUCAUCUUGAAGAAGACAUUUUCCUCAAUGGCUUUGUUUCGCUUCCAUUAAACGAUUAUCAGAUCUGUGAUAGUUAUACAAGUGCCAAUGAAACCGAUCAGUUUUUCGUGAGAAUCAAUAAAAUAUAUGCAUUUGGAAAGAUUUUCUUUCAAUAUAUUAGCAAUAUGGAAAACGUUGCUUUGGUGACGGACAUUAAACAUAAAACUGGACACAUAGAUCUGGAUACUUUUGAAGAGUAUGAAGAAGGUGAUGAAAAUGAUAAUAGUGAAAAUAUUAUCCCCAUCGAUUCACUCUCGAAGCUGGAUGUUUGUGAUAAGGACAUGGAAGAUAUAUUGCAACUAUCAAAAUUGAAAAAAGAACUUGAAGCUAAAACUAACAUCACAAAGAAAUAUAAUGAAAAAUUGGAGGAAAUUUUGAAAUUCGUCGAUACAAAGCUGUAUAUUGAAGUUCGACCUAAAUACUUGCUUCCCGAUACAAAUUGUUUCAUUGAUUACCUCGAUGACUUUGAAGCUUUAAUCAAGAAUUUCAAAAAGUACAUUUUGGUAGUUCCAUUAACAGUUGUUAAAGAACUUGAUGGCCUUUCGAAGGGUGUGAAAAUCGAAACUCACGAAAAUUCUCAAGUUAAGAAGAAUCGUAUCCAUCAUUUCGAUGAUGUCUCAACUCGAGCAAAAAAGUCCCUAGAGUUCAUAAAGUCUGCCAAUAAUAACGUCAAAUGUGCUACAACCAAAGGUUCUAUUAUAAAUGCAUCACUAUUUGCACUUGUCGAGGAGCAGCAAGCAUCAAACGAUGACAAAAUCCUUGCCACUGCACUUGCUCUUACAAAAUCGAUGAGUAAAGAGGCCAACAAAGAUGGAAAAACAUUUAUCCAGACAGAGUUAGUCCUCAUUACAACAGAUCGUAAUUUACGAGUUAAAGCACUUGCUAGAAAGCUAGCAGUAAGCGAAUUAAAGGAAUUCCUUCAAUGGGCUAAUGAUAGCAUUGAUUAACAAUAUUUUUAGCUUUUUUGUUUAAAAAACUCUCAAAUGUCUUCAAUUUAUUAUAUAAUUGUAAUUACCUAACUUUUUAUUAGGUAUGUUUUGUUUUUUUUUUUUUUCUAUAUGAAGUACUAAUAUAUGUCUGUUAAUUUGAAAUUAAAAAUAGAA